GAGAAGCGCUGGUUUGGCUGAAGAUUUGUAGCGCACAUUUUUCUUUGCACCUUUGACUUGUUCUGCUUGAAGCAUCGCACUCUGACUGCGAUGCUUGCAGCCGGCGCGCUGGCUCGGCACACGAGGCGGCGGCUUUGCAUAGCUUGGCGCAGCCAUGGAGGCCACGGGCACGAUCAUGGGAUGGACCACCCUGGCGUGUUUACCGAACGGGAGCAUCCACUCUGGGCGCGCCGUGAUUGGAAAGAGCGCGCCUUCACCGUGGGCAUCGGCGGCCCGGUGGGAUCCGGCAAGACCGCGCUGACGCUUCAGCUCUGCCGGGCGCUGCAGCAGAGGUGUAAUAUGGCGGUGGUGACCAAUGACAUCUUCACCCGAGAGGACGCCGAGUUUCUGAGCCGCAACGAGGCCUUGCCGGCGGAUCGGAUCCGAGCGGUGGAGACCGGAGGCUGCCCCCACGCCGCCAUCCGCGAGGACGUGAGCUCCAACUUGGCGGCCUGCGAGGCGCUCACGGAGCAGCACCGCGUGCAGCUGGUACUGUGCGAGAGCGGGGGGGACAAUCUCGCAGCCAACUUCUCGCGGGAGCUGGCAGAUUACACCAUCUAUGUGAUUGACGUGGCCGGAGGGGACAAGGUGCCCCGGAAGGGUGGCCCAGGCAUCACCCAGUCGGACCUGCUGGUGAUCAACAAGGUGGACCUGGCUGUCGCGGUGGGCGCGGACUUGGAGGUGAUGCGCAGGGACGCGGAGAAGAUGAGGGGCGCUGGGCCGACCAUAUUCGCGGCAGUGAAACAUGGCAAGGGCGUUCCGGAGAUCGUAGGUCACAUCUUAUCUGCACUGGAGCUGGCAACCGGACACAAGGUCGAGUAAGGAGUGCCUUUAGGCCUGAACGACCUGAGCUGCGCUUCGUUUCGCAAGCGGGUCCAGCUGCGUUCGUUAUUUGAAGAUGCCUCCUUGUUGGAGAGUGCCUUAGAGC
This is a messenger RNA of Effrenium voratum, 967 nucleotides long. Lineage: Eukaryota; Dinophyceae; Suessiales; Symbiodiniaceae. The record is from the annotation of a GenBank genome assembly.